AUGCCACCCAGUGUCGAAGAAGGUGGUGAGGGAGUGUCCGGGGAGUUGACUGGUCAGCCUGAAGACAAUGAACACACGAUAGGUGUCGAAGAAGGUGGUGAGGGAGUGUCCGGGGAGUUGACUGGUCAGCCUGAAGACAAUGAACACACGAUAGGUGUGGAAGAAGGUGGUGAGGGAGUGUCCGGGGAGUUGACUGGUCAGCCUGAAGACAAUGAACACACGAUAGGUGUGGAAGAAGGUGGUGAGGGAGUGUCCGGGGAGUUGACUGGUCAGCCUGAAGACAAUGAACACACGAUAGGUGUCGAAGAAGGUGGUGAGGGAGUGUCCGGGGAGUUGACUGGUCAGCCUGAAGACAAUGAACACACGAUAGGUGUCGAAGAAGGUGGUGAGGGAGUGUCCGGGGAGUUGACUGGUCAGCCUGAAGACAAUGAACACACGAUAGGUGUCGAAGAAGGUGGUGAGGGAGUGUCCGGGGAGUUGACUGGUCAGCCUGAAGACAAUGAACACACGAUAGGUUUGAUAUUCAGUGACGUGAGAGUUCCCGGGGAAAUACCUGGUGAUGAACAAGACCGCUUUCACCCGAUAGGUGUGGCAGAAGGUGGUGAGGGUGUGUCCGGGGAGUUGACUGGUCAGCCUGAAGACAAUGAACACACGAUAGGUGGCAAAGAAAAUAUUUUGAGGAGUAACUUAACAUUCAGUUUAACGAAAGAUAUUGGUGAUUUAAUAAGCAAUUGUAGUCAACAGAAUAAACCAGGCAAUUCAACACAUGAUUUUAAGAGGUGUAAUCAGAAGUUGAAAGUCAACGUGACAGUCUCCUUGUCUUUAAAAUAAACUUAUUAUUGUAUUUUAUCAAGAAGAUGGAAUAAACGCAAUGGGACUGAAAAUCUUAUCCUUAUAUCAAUAUGUAGUUUAACUAAAAGCGUAAAAAUUUCAGUUAUUAUUUGUUAAGGCUAACCGUAUUUAAUUCUUUUUAUUAUAAAUAUAAGUAUUAGUUGUUUUUAAACAUUAUAAUAAUAAUACCUUUAUUCAGAAAAUGCCUUUAUGCCUAAUACACAAUUUUCAGGCAGUUUUUUCUUCUUUUUAUUGCAACUUAUUUACUACUUGUGCAGAAUCUUCAAGUAAUAUAAUA
This is a messenger RNA of Trichobilharzia regenti, 1129 nucleotides long. Lineage: Eukaryota; Metazoa; Platyhelminthes; Trematoda; Strigeidida; Schistosomatidae. The record is from the annotation of a GenBank genome assembly.